Messenger RNA from Mugil cephalus (flathead mullet), 2360 nucleotides. RefSeq names its product phospholipase D family, member 5 (gene pld5). The coding region runs from base 234 to 1814 and encodes 526 amino acids. Gene Ontology annotation, molecular function: catalytic activity. Lineage: Eukaryota; Metazoa; Chordata; Actinopteri; Mugiliformes; Mugilidae. The transcript has 10 exons. The record is from RefSeq and is a predicted model, not a curated record.
GAGACUCUGUCAGAGUGCGAGGAUUCUCUGGCUACAAACAGCCAGGGUACACACUGUAACCCAUGCAGCACAGAGACCAACAGGGGCUGAUUCAGCUUCUGAGAGACAGAAGGAAAAGUAAACAGGGGAGACCGGAGUGACAGCAUUUCUGUGUGUGCUUGACUGUGAAUGUGUGUGUGCGUCAGAGUGUGUCUGCACCCCAGCAGACAGCAGCAGCCGCCCGCAGGUCACCCAUGGAACUGUCAGAGGAUCCAAGGUCGAGGGUGCCAGACGAGGAUCCCCCACUUCCACUGCCCUGCGUGUCCCAGCUGAAAAGGAGCAGCUACAGUGGAGUCCUGCAGCCGGGCUACUCAGCAUCCGUCCUCCUACGGCGCAAGGACCAGCUGGAACGGACGCAGCAGAAGUGCAUUGCCAUCUUUGCCCUUCUGUGCUGCUUCACUGUGCUGCUGGUACUGAUCUUCUCAUCAGUGGACAUUUGGGGGGACAGCGAGGAUGGAAUCACAGAAGAAAACUGCAGCAAUGACUGCCGCAUUGUGCUUGUGGAGAAUAUUCCAGACGACCUCUCUCUCUCCAUGGAUGGUAGCCUUCCCCUCUCUGCUGGCUUUCACACACUGCUGGACCAGGCAAAGUACUCAGUUGAGGUGGUGUCAUCUGUCUGGGAUUUAAACCCCUGGAACCUGCAAACAAUACCAAGCACUGCCAAACAGGGUCAGCUUUUGUUCCAGAGACUGCUCAGCCUGAAAUCUCGUGGGGUUAAAUUGAAGAUUGCCAGCAGUCUGACAAACUCCAGUGAACUGAAAAGCUUGGCAGAACACAGUGCAGAGGUUCAUUUUGUUAAUAUGACAGCCUUUACCAGAGGAGGACUGCAUUCCUCAUUCUGGAUAGUGGAUCGGACGCACAUUUACAUCGGGAGCGCUGAUAUGGACUGGAGGUCGCUCUCCAAGAGGAAAGAGCUGGGAGUGGUGGUAUAUAACUGCAGCUGUCUGGCUCUGGACCUCCACCGAGUCUUCUCCUUUUACUGGCAGCUCCACGAAAGGGACUAUAUCCCCUCCAUCUGGUCGAAGAGAGUUACAGCCCUCUACGGGAGGCACGAGGCCCUGGAGCUGCAGCUCAACGCCACCCCGGCCGCUGCUUAUGUGUCUACCUCUCCCAAUCUUUUCUGCUCCAAAGACCGCACCAGAGAUAUAGAUGCCAUCUAUGAAGUCAUCCAGAGUGCAAAGAAGUUCGUCUUCAUUUCUGUGACAGACUACCUCCCUCUAGUGAAGAGGAGUUUCAGAGGAACCUCAAUCACGAGGUACUGGUCACCUAUUGAUGAGGUCAUCAGGGAGGCUGUGGUACUGAGAGGAGUCAGAGUUCGUCUGCUCAUAAGCUUCUGGAAGAGGACUCACCCCCUCACGUUUAACUUUGUGACCUCGCUCAAGUCGCUGUGCAUGCAGCUUCACAACUGCUCCCUAGAGGUGAGGUUUUUUAGUCACAAGGAGCAGAAGGACGACAUUCAAUUAGGGCUCAACCACAACAAGUACAUGGUGACUGACAAUGCUGCCUACAUCGGGAACCAUGACUGGGUUGGGAGUGACUUUGCCUUGAAUGUAGGAGUUGGGCUGGUGAUCAAGAAGAAAGGUGAUCUUGAAGACGAGGGAUUGACGAUACUGGAGCAUCUGACAGCUGCUUUUGAGAGAGACUGGAGGUCGCGUUACGCUAAAAACCUACAGGGAAGCAAAGAUCAACAGGGAAAGUACAAAAACCUUCAACACACAAAGAAUUAUAUGGAAACUAGGAUGGGAAACAAAUGGAACAACCCUUUAUCUUUAUAAGCACAGAAUGUCUUUCUGCAUCUUAAAUAAAGCCCUGUAUGCUUGAAUACUAUAGAUUUACAAACAUGUACACGUAUAAGAAUGUAAAAUGACACUUAAUUUAACACGCAGAAUGUUUGAGCCAAAGUAAUGCUUCAGUAAUAGCAUCCAACUAACUAAUUAAUUACAGACUGUUAGCAUGUGCUGCUGCAUGAAUAUUGAAAGCAAUAUUCAAAUACCAACUAUAUACUAGGACGAGUUAUGUGAUGAUUACAAAAACAACAUGCUACAUAUAUGAUGUCUAUAAACAGUAUAUGUCCUGUCAAACUCACCAAAAACGUUUACAUUUACUGACAAUGCACUAUUUUUAUUUUCACAUGUAUUUUAUAACCUUUUUAAUGCACUUAGAUUUGCAUAGCAAAGAGAGAGAGUCCAUGUUAUAGUAUAUUGCCUGCAAUUGUAAUUAUGUCAGUUUCUGGAAUGACACACAAAGGCUUAUGCUGCAGUUUUAACAUGUGAUUAUCAUUUGUUUUCAUCUGUCUUUAUAAAAUGUUCAUUUUUCCUAAA